Messenger RNA from Glycine soja, 1629 nucleotides. RefSeq names its product probable protein phosphatase 2C 34. Lineage: Eukaryota; Viridiplantae; Streptophyta; Magnoliopsida; Fabales; Fabaceae. Gene Ontology annotation, molecular function: protein serine/threonine phosphatase activity. Bases 384 to 1499 code for a protein of 371 amino acids. Gene Ontology annotation, biological process: protein dephosphorylation. The record is from RefSeq and is a predicted model, not a curated record. The transcript is spliced from 7 exons.
CUGGAAUUGUUUGUUUGUAAAAAUGUCUUUGUUUUCGUCUCCUUAGGCCAUAGUCACUCAUAGAUAAAAAGGAAGUGAAGAAGAGACUAGAACCAAACAAAAGAAAGGUCCAUUAUGGAUUAUUAUGAUGAUCUUCUCUCUACACCUUUGUUUUCUCGAAGUCUCAACUUGCCUUGUCGGAUUUCCCACCUGUUCCGGUCACCAAACCUCCUUCUCUGGUCACUCCCUCAGAUUCACCCUCUCUAGUCUCUAGUUCCCAACAACAAACUCCAAGAAUCUCUCUUUAAAUUUGCUUCGGAUGUUCAACAGAGCAGUUCCACACUACAUAAUACACUUUAACGGGGAAACAAACCAGAAAAAAGUGUCGUGUAGGUAAACACAUUAUGGGGCAUUUUUCCUCAAUGUUCAAUGGGUUGGCACGGUCUUUUUCAAUGAAGAAAGGAAGAAGGAAUGGGAAAUGUGGGGGGAGGGAAGCUGCUGAAGCAAUGGCAAAGGAAGCUAAGAAGAAUGACAUGAUGUUGUGUAGCUCUGGCAUUGUUCAUGUCGAUGGUUCAAACAACUUUGCCUCCGUUUUCUCCAAAAGAGGCCAGAAAGGAGUGAACCAAGAUUGCUGCAUGGUGUGGGAGGAAUUUGGAUGCCAAGAGGACAUGAUAUUUUGUGGGAUAUUUGAUGGGCAUGGACCAUGGGGUCACUUUGUGGCCAAAAGAAUAAGAGAGUCAAUGCCACCAUCUUUGCUAUGCAACUGGCAGGAGACAUUAGCCCAAACUUCAAUUGAUCAUCCGGCUAUUGAUGUAGAGGAAGAGAAAAGUAAACAUUACAGAUUCAACAUAUGGAAGCAUUCUUACUUGAAGACUUGUGCUGCCAUUGAUCAAGAACUAGAGCAAUAUCGCAAGAUAGACUCGUUUUACAGCGGAACAACUGCCCUAUCAAUUGUUAGACAGGGUGAACUCAUUGUCAUAGCAAAUGUUGGCGACUCUCGUGCUGUAUUGGCUACAACAUCAGAUGAUGGAAGUCUGGUACCAGUUCAACUAACAAUCGAUUUCAAGCCAAAUUUACCACAGGAGGCAGAGAGAAUAAUUCAGUGCCAGGGGCGUGUGUUCUGCUUAGAGGACGAGCCAGGGGUGCAUAGGGUGUGGUUACCGGAUGAAGAGUCUCCGGGACUAGCCAUGUCUAGGGCCUUUGGUGACUACUGCAUCAAAGGGCAUGGUCUUAUUUCUGUGCCUGAGGUAACACACAGAAAUAUAACUAGUAGAGACCAGUUUGUUGUGCUAGCCACUGAUGGGGUUUGGGAUGUAAUCUCUAAUAAAGAAGCAGUGGAUAUUGUAUCUUCAGCAGCAGAUAAAGCUAAGGCAGCUAAACGUUUGGUGGAGUGUGCGGUGCAUGCAUGGAAACGCAAGAGACGGGGCAUUGCCGUGGAUGACAUUUCAGCUAUUUGUCUCUUCUUUCACUCUUCUUCCCUUUCAACAGGGCAAGUUAGCCAGGUUGCCACAUUAAAAUAGAUUAUUAUCGUGUAAAAUGGGCUGGUCGAUCAUGUCAUACUUGAUGAUGUUGGCUUGAUGUACCUUUGGUCCAAUUAACAUAAGUUGAUUAAAAGUGCAUGGUAAAUUUGUUUCUUCCUUAGUUAUUACA